CUCCGCCCGCCGGGCGCCGCGGAGGAGGCGGCGGGGCAGCGCGGCGGCGGAGCGGGCCGCGGGCUCGGCGUGAGGCGGCGCCGGCGGCGGCGGGGCCGAGCCGAGCCGAGCCGAGCCGGGUAGGCGAAAGUCGCGGCCCCGCUGAACCCGCCCCGGGGCCUGCGGGAGCAGCAUGGCCGCCAGCCUGUGGAUGGGGGACCUGGAGCCAUACAUGGAUGAAAACUUUGUUUCAAGAGCCUUUGCCACCAUGGGAGAGCUUGUACUGAGUGUAAAAAUCAUUCGAAACAGGUUGACAGGAAUUCCAGCAGGCUAUUGCUUUGUAGAAUUUGCAGAUCUAGCUACUGCAGAGAAAUGUUUACACAAAAUCAAUGGAAAACCGCUUCCUGGUGCUACACCGGCAAAGCGAUUUAAAUUGAAUUAUGCAACAUAUGGAAAACAGCCCGAUAACAGUCCAGAAUAUUCACUUUUUGUGGGAGACCUGACUCCUGAUGUGGAUGAUGGCAUGUUAUAUGAAUUUUUUGUUAAAGUUUAUCCAUCGUGUAGAGGUGGAAAAGUUGUUUUGGACCAGGCAGGAGUAUCCAAAGGUUACGGGUUCGUGAAAUUCACGGAUGAACUGGAACAGAAAAGAGCGCUGACAGAGUGUCAAGGAGCUGUGGGGUUGGGCUCUAAACCUGUACGCUUGAGUGUGGCUAUACCAAAAGCUAAUCGUGUGAAACCAAUGGAGUACAAUCAGAUGUACAACUAUAAUUAUAACCAAUAUUACCAACAAUAUCACAACUACUAUGCCCAGUGGGGCUAUGACCAGAACACAGGCAGUUACAGCUACAGCUAUCCCCAGUAUGGAUACACGCAGAGCACAAUGCAGACAUAUGAAGAAGUUGGUGAGGAUGCAUUGGAAGCAGCGUAAGACGCUACCGUCCCCAGCCAUCCACUCUGACCCUGUAGUGGAGGGAGCAGAACGGAACGUGUGCCUGCGCCUCCGCUCCUCCACUUUGCAGUCCGGUGCCUUAGUGCCAACCCACCUUCUUUGGCAGUUUAAGUGGCUACACUGGGCUGCGAGGUGCAGAUCCGGCGCCUCAGUUAGACGUCCAUGAAGCAAAUAAACAGUUUAUGGAACAGAGUGAAGAGCUUUACGAUGCCUUGAUGGACUGUCAUUGGCAGCCUUUGGACACUGUCUCGUCAGAGAUUCCAGCCGUGUUAUAGCCUCGUUGCUGAGGCACUGUGUCUGUGUGACAAGCCCGCCAGUGCGCUCCAGACUGUUAUGCUGCACCUGGAUCCUGCAGUAGUGAGGGGUGGCCCUUUCUCCACCCAGGUCUGUUACUCAAAGUACAGGAGGACUGUGGCCUUUCCUGUACAGAAUGAGUAUCGUAGGAGCAUCAUGGUAACUUUUAUUCAUGGUGAAAGUUAGAACUGCAACAGUUUUAUUCCUUUUGUCUUGAAAUGAACUCUUAAUACUUAUUGGGAAUUGUAAUUUAUAAACUUUCAACGAGAUGGCACAGGGGAAAGACUCUACUCCAACGUACAAUAAAAAUGUUGGUCUUUUAAGUAAAAUUACCCUUUGCAUUUUGGUUCCUGCCCAUCUUUCUGUUUUGCUGCCCAUUUAACUGUCUUCAGUCAUUUGAUCCAACUCUCAUGAAUGUGUUAUUUUAAAAAAUCAUUGUUGGAUACCACUAAAAUGGCUCAAAAGCUUUCUAGUGACUGGGUAAGGUUGCUGUAACUUGAGCACAGGAAAGAACCAUGUAGAUGAAAGCUUACGUUCUGUUUAACCUAAGCUGCGAUCUUGAGCUAGCAAGUUUAUAGCUCGGUGUUCUUAAGCAACUACCUGAAGAGCAUUUUGGAGAGUAAAGACAGAAAGGAACGUUAGAAAACCACUACAGACCGAUGCCUUCUACCUGGUGAUCUCUUGCACGUUUGGCUUGCUUCUCCACCUGUGUAUGAGGAAAUAAAUCACCAUCAGUCAAGCAGUUUAAAACACUUUUACCAGCAACCUUGUUUAAACGUUAUUUUGUGUAUCAUGCCUUUUUUUCAUUGUGGAUACAUCUUGAUGGUUUCAUUAAGAUGUUAAGAUUUCAUAGCGUCUUCCACUGUCCUGUCAGAGUGCAUAUGGUGAAACUGAAGAUCUUGCAGCAAAAACGGGUCAGAGCAAUCUAAUCGAUAUAUUGUGCAACAAAUUGUUGCUAACCUGGAAAGCAGUUUUCUACUGGACGUUGUAUAAGCUGGAUGGACAAGCAAUAUAUUUAAGCUAAUAUUAUGUUGCAUUAGAAGUGAAAGCGAAAAUAAUAGCACUUAUGUACAUGUUAUAAGCCCUUUCCAGGCUUUUGUGCCUUAAACUCUUUGAGAAAUAGGAACAGAUAAACUACCUGUAAUAAAUGUCUAUCCAAGGAAUAGUUUGGUAACUGAAAUUGCUACUGCAAAGCAUUUAGUUGCCUCCAUGCCCAUGUUGAUGCAGAGAUUUGCCACAAAAUUUAAAUACUUUCAUAAAGCCUACUUCUACUACACCUUUGUUUGUGUCCAUAAUUAUGAUAUAAUCGUCAGUCUGUGGUCUUUUUAUCAACUGCAAUGGUAAACGCACUGUGAAUAUGUGGGGAAUGGUGACAUAUACUGGAGUUAGCAUAUUUCUGAACAAGUAGAACUGGAGGACUACUGGACCCCUGCGUUCUCAUCUGCUGUGAAUUUUUUCCUCCUGCUGUGCAUCUGACUCUGCUGUGGGCUGUUAACAGUGUCCUAAGCUUCAGUUACUCUGAAUUUAAGGAAAUGAAUGUUCCCUGCGUGUGAUGGUAGUGCUUCAGAGGCAACAGAGAAGUGGAAGAGAGCAGAGUGCUUUUUUUCUUCUGAUGUAGCUGGUCAGCUCAGAUGAUGCUCCUCUUCUUGAAAAGUGCCUGUUCAAUAGAGUGGCAUUUCAGAGCUCCCAGCCAUUAUUGCAGCAUCUGAAGCACAGAGGAGACUUUCAUGUGGAGCUACAAAACAGCCAGUCACCUGGAUUUUGUAGGGUUUGUGUUUUGGAAUCCAAGUUAAACAGAGUGUGGGAUUUUGUUUCUCAUGGACAGCUACAGGAAGAGCCCUGAUUAAUUACCAUUUAGCAUAACACAAGAUGAAAGACAAGGACUCCGUGUAGUAAGGGCUCAGGGGCAGGAAGCAGUCUCGGGCUUUUCAACCUGAUUUCUCACGGUGGCUGUGGCUUCAGCAUCAGUACCUGCAGAAAUUUCAGCACUCCCUUCCAACCAGUUGGCAAGUGCUCUCAUUUUAAAUCCUUUCCACCAAUUAUGGAUCGUAAGCCAGGAACCUGACAGAGCAUCUUGGCAUGGAAGGUGAUGCCAGUGUGUGGGAUGGCUGGUGACAGCCUCAGCUCGGCAGCGUUGGGCAGGGUUGCUUGGUGUUUUGGAGCUCGCUCAGCCGAUGGCCUGCCUGCUGGAUAGAGCCGAGGAAUUACUUGCUUAGUGGAAAAGGCCGAGCGCUUACGAGCCCCUGUCCCCGGUGGAGGGAUUCAGUUUGCUUUUCUUAGGGCCCGAAUUGUGGGGGAAGCUGUGACAUGGAGCACGUCUAAGUCGAGUGUGGAGCUGAGAUGAGCCGGUCCCUGAGGCUUUCGGUGCUGCAGUGCAAGACUUUUUUCUUCUCCAGCCCUCUCCUUCUGGAAGCGGGAGCUCUGCGUAGCCAGAUCCUGGCUCCUUCCAGAGCCAUGAGCUCCCCCAGGUGGGAACAGCCACUUCUGUGCUCCGUUCCCCUGCGCCACAGGCAGAGGGAACUCAUUUGGCUCCAGGUGCUGCUCAAGCUCCCGUUCAAACACUCUGCAUGGAAGAAGGGUCCCUUUUGUGGAGUUUUCUCAGGAGAAGAGCUCAGGGCAGGGUCUGGAUAUAAAAUAUUUUGAGAGUGAAUAAAGGCAAUCACUUGAAAUCCUU
Harpia harpyja (harpy eagle) is the source of this 3896-nucleotide messenger RNA. RefSeq names its product tRNA selenocysteine 1 associated protein 1 (gene TRNAU1AP). Gene Ontology annotation, cellular component: nucleus. Lineage: Eukaryota; Metazoa; Chordata; Aves; Accipitriformes; Accipitridae. Gene Ontology annotation, biological process: selenocysteine incorporation. The transcript has 16 exons. Gene Ontology annotation, molecular function: tRNA binding. The record is from RefSeq and is a predicted model, not a curated record. Bases 173 to 907 code for a protein of 244 amino acids.